Molecule: messenger RNA, 5648 nt
Organism: Syngnathus typhle (broad-nosed pipefish)
Lineage: Eukaryota; Metazoa; Chordata; Actinopteri; Syngnathiformes; Syngnathidae
Product: desmoplakin-like
Exons: 2
Coding region: 441-5360 (1639 amino acids)
Biological process (GO): intermediate filament cytoskeleton organization; skin development; wound healing
Cellular component (GO): plasma membrane; intercalated disc; intermediate filament
Molecular function (GO): structural molecule activity
Source: RefSeq, a predicted model, not a curated record
AUUUUUUUCUCCUUACAGCAAAACCUUUUGGCUGAUGUGAAUGCUGUGAAGCCCUUCUCAUGUUUGCAUGUUCUUUUGGUGUCUCAUUAAACUCCUCUAUUUUUUUAAGCUUUCCUCACUUAGCUCUUUUCCAAAGGUUUUAUUUGGUUGUUGGCUUAUACAAAGACUAUUAUGUUAAUAUUUUGUGGUCCUGCUGGUGUCUUUUUUUGGGGGAAGGAGCUGGAGUUUUAAGGAUCUUUACUUUUGGUCUUAUGGGAGAGAAAAGGCUCUUUAGUGAAUUUUAAGUGUUAUGUUGAUAAAUCGUGGAGGUUUUUGGUUGUGUCAUGAUGACAUUCCUGGUUCUUGCUUAAGCUUGCUUCCGCACUCUUGCAAAAGGGAAAAGGUCAAUGUUGUUACGCGUACCAUGAUGGAUAACUUAUUGUUUUGCAUUUUAGAACAAAAUGGCUUUUGAAAGAGCAGAGAAUGCAAAAAGGACAGAGAGCGCGGAGCUCCAAAAAACUACAGGGGAUAUAAAACUUAACCAACUUAAUCUCCUGGUGCGUGAACAAGAGGCCUUGCUGAUUGAAAGACACGCACAGUCGCAAAGGCUGGAAGGAGAACUAAAAACACAACAGCGGAUGAAUGACGAUCUAACGUUUCAGAAAUCGCAGCUUGAGCAUGAUGUUCGUCAGUGUCAGGCCAAAUUGGAGAGAGUAAUGGCUGACAAAGCUGCCAGUGAGCAAGAACUAAGUCAUUCUAAAUUGUUAAUUGAGCAGGCAGAGGCCAAGUGGUCCAACGCUCAGAGGAAACUGGAGGACCUUGUCAAUGAAAACCAAGUUCUUAUGGACCGAAGUCCCACAUUUCAGAGAAAAAUAAUAGUGGAGGAAAUUAAAAAGGAAAAUGUUCAAAGUGAUAUUCAAAGUGAUUAUUCCAGUGAGUCCCAUUCAAACAUACUUAGUGAAUAUCAAAGAUUAAAAGAGGGUAUACAGCAGAAAUCUGAUGAGCUAGCCAUGGUCCAGAAGCGAGCAGAAAUGUCUGAGGAGAAAGCUCAAAGUUAUAAAAAGCUAUUGGAUGAUAGAGAUAACAGACUCAAGAAGCUUCAGCUGGACAUGGAAGCAGAGAGGUUCAGCCUGAGACAGAAAUUAGAAGAUCUUCACCAGGAGACACUAAUCUUGCAACAAACAAUCUCUGAACUGCAAGAGGAAAUCAGAGCACUUAACAGAGCAAAAUCCUCACUGGAGCAAAAUUCUUUCUUCCAAAAUACAGAGGUUGAAGGUCUCAAGGAACAGCUGAAGAUUACUCAAGGAGAAAUUCACAGAAGGAGCUCCUUGGAUCAGGAUAACAUUAAAAAGAUUAGCAGUUUGGAGGAAGACCUCGCUUCAAAGCAGGUGGUGAUAAAUCAAUUGAACUUUAAAUGUACUGAGCUUAGAAGAUUAAACAUGUCGUCCGAAAGUGAUUUGAAAGCUCUUCAGCUUCACACGGAGUCGGUCGAAAGAGACAGAUCCUAUUUAGAGCAAAAGAUGAAGUCUUUGAAGAGUGAAAUUCAGAACUGGAAGGACCUGCUUCAAGAGGCCAAAGAUGAAGUUACAGUCAUGAAGAGAUCAGAGCAAGAGUGUCUGUUUAAAUGUAAAAGUCUCGAGGCAGGCAUUCAAAAUUGUGAAUUUGUGGCUUCUCAGUUACAAAAGAAAGCAGACGAGUCAAAGCAGGUAAAUGCUGACUUGGAAAAUAGUUUGAAGAAUGCAAAGGAGAAGCACGAGCAAGGUCUAAUGGAAAUAGAGAGAAAAGAUCAACAAAUUGAAAUUCUAAAGUCUCAGGUAGAAGCAGCGAAAUCACAGGUCAAAAUUAUUGAGGCAGAGCUCAAUACAAAAUCCCAGAACACCCAUGAGCUUCAAGUAAAAUUGCAAGAUCACAGUGAGCAUGUGAAGACCUUAACGGAAGAAAAUAGCUCAUUCAACUGCAACGUCACGAGCUACCAGAGAGAAAUAACAGCGCUGAACUCUGACCUUAAGUCUGCCUUAGCUGAAAAAGAGAUAGCAGAGCGUAAGGUCCACAUACAAAGUGCUGAGAUUGAUGAUUUGAACACAAUGUUGAAAAGCAAAAAUGCAGAAAUUCAGAAGGGAUCUUCUGUGAUAAACAAACAUCUCAGCAAAGUAAAAGCAUUAGAAGAUGAGCUCUUCAAAUAUGAGCACAAUGUCAAGGGCCCAACACAGAGCUCAGACAAAAUGACAGGGAAUUUAAAGCAGGAGAUACUUACUCUCCAAAUGGAGAAAAACACUGCAGAGAAAAAUGUUGAAAACUUGAAAGCUAAAGUUUCAGAGUUGAGCGCUUCUCUGCAUAAAGUAAAAGAGGAAUUGGCUAAAGAGAGCAAAGAAAGGAAAAACAAAGAAUCUAGAAUAACACAGCUUGAAUGGGAGCAAGAGAAAAAUCAAACAUUGACAAAAGGAAUGUCUAACUUCGACCAAUCCCAGUCAAAUUUCCAACAUGAAAAUUUGGUCCUUAAGAGAGAGAAAACUGACGCUCAAGGGAAAAGUAUCUCAUUGGAAUCUGAAAUCAUAUUGUUGAGGGAAAAGCUUCAGUGCAACAACGCAGAAGCAGAGAGAGUGCAAAAAGAAAACUCUCUUCUCAGAGUGAGGACACAGCUGAUGGAGGAGCAAGUUGGGAAGUGCAAGAGAAUGCUUGAGGAAUUGAAAAACAAGCUAGAACUACAGAGGCAGGGCUAUGAAAGGCAUCUGAUGUUAGUGCAGAAGGAAAUGGAAAAGAAAGUGAUGUUAGCAAAGUCCGAAAUCACGAGUGAGACAGAUGUGUCACAAAAGCGUUCGUAUAGUUCAGAAUUAGAAGAAAUGCUCAAUGAAUAUCUCAAAGAGGAGAUCCAAGUAUUAAAUGUGACCCCACGAAUGACAUUGGAAUCAAAGCAGCAAGUGGACAACAGAUUGGAGAAAUUGGAGCAAGAAAAAAAUAUGCAUGACCAAGAUUUACUAAAGGCAAGAUCGCAAAAUACUCAACCUGAAGAGGACAAAGUUCAACUAUACUCAAAGGUGAAUGCUUCACCAAGUAAGGCUCGUUCAACACAGCUCCUCCAAGAUGCUUACAAAGUAACGCCAAAGGACACCAGCUCCCAUCCUGGACCAAUCAAUUCAAACACCAAAGAGGUUCCAAGUCUUCUGACGGUACCAACGGAGAAGGAAAACCAAAGAUUUAGGAAACAGGGAGUCAUCAAAGACGGCCAUCACUAUUUGAAAGACUCGGAGACUGCUAUGCUCAAGACAGCCAUGCAGAAAGGAGAACCACAAUGCAGCAAGGAGGAGGAGGAGAAUCCGCUAAUGAAAAGCUCAAUCGAGAUGGCAACAUUGAAGAAAGAAGACAUUCUAAUAGACUUCAACCAAGAUGAAAUCAAAGUCAUUCCUAGUGAGACAACUUUGACGAGUUCAACUUCUCAAAACGUCACAUCCCCACAAAGACAAUAUACGACCGAAACAUAUCAGAUUUACUCAUGUAACGAUUUGAUCCCCAAAACGCAGGGAUACAUGGCCCUGUCUGUACCCAUAGAGUACCAGAAAGAAAGACACAGCGUCCUUACAACAACAAGAUAUCAUCUCAAAGAACCUCUUGAAGCAAGAAAUAAGUCCAUGAAAAGUGCUCCAGAAAGUAGGGACAGCUUCAGGUUGUGGAACACAACAGCUUUGAAUCUCACUGAUCUCAAAAGAAGCACAGCUAUUCAAAACCUAAUCAAAUAUAAGAUCUUGGAUGAAGACAUUUUCCAUCAAUUUGAGGAAGGACUGAUCUCAAUAGACAAAGUACAAGCGUCAAUCGCGCCCUAUGUCGGCAAACCAACUUCCAUCGCUGGAAUAUAUGUGGAGUCGAGUAAGAAAAAAACUUCCUUCUUCGAGGCAGCUGAGAAGGGUUUCUUGGCAAAGGUGUACGCUUUGGAAUUCCUGCAAUCUCAGGCAGCGACAGGAAGUCUCACUGAUCUGGCCACGGGCCAGAUAUACUCCUUAGACGAGGCUCUUGAGAGAGGAAUCUUUGAUUCAAGCUUAAAAGAUAAACUGAUGGAGGCUGAGAAAGCUUUCCGUGGCUAUAUGCACGCUGGCAAAAAGUUGUCUGUGUUCCAAGCGAUGGAGGCGAGUAUUCUUGAGCGAUACAAAGGCAAGAAGAUCCUUGAAGUACAAAUAGCCACCGGUGGAGUGGUUAACCCAGAGGGCGGUUUCAGAAUGCCGCCGAGCGUUGCUAUUGAUCAUGGCUUCCUAAACAAGGAGACCCUUCAAAUUCUGUACGAUCCAGUCCGCAAUCCCAAAGGUUUCCACAACCCCGAUACUGGACAAAGAGCGUACUACUGUGAAAUACUAAAGGCGUGUCUUUAUGACAUUGAUGGUGGAGUCCUCCUCCUUCCACUUGGGGACCGGCAUCUUACCAGUAGCUCGCCCACAAGUUCCCACCGGGUGUCUGUUGUCAGCAGCAGCCGUGGGACUGAGAUGUCUACCCAUGAAGCUUUCAAGAAGAAACACAUCGACAAGCAGACCUACCUGUUUCUGUCACAGCAGGAGAGUGAAUGGCAUGAGACGUCUGUAGAUGACGGCAACGGAGUUUUGCGACACAUCAUCACAGAUGUCAAAAAUGGAAGAAAGCUCUGUCUCGAGUCUGCUCUCAGUCAGAGGUUUCUUGAAGCGUCCGAGCUAGAACGCUACAGGAACGGCCAGCUUAGUAUCUACGAGAUUGCCGACAUCAUAUUUUCAAGAAUGGUUGUUGUGGAGGAUGUAAACAGCCCCAUUGCUGGUCUUUGGGACCUCACUCGGAAGAAGAGGCUGUCAGUUCUUGAGGGAUUUCAACAAGGUUUUACUGACGGGACCACUGCCUUGAAAUUGCUGGAGGCCCAAGCCUGCACCGGCGGUAUUUGUGACCCCUUCUCUGGGGAGAAAUUUACAGUUAGUGAUGCAAUUAGUAAAGGUCUUUUAAAUGAGAAGCUUGCGCAGAAACUACAGCAGUUUGAGCAAGUAUUCAAUGGCAUCACUCACCCCAAAACUGCAAAGUCUGUGUCCAUCACUCAGGCAGUCCAGGAAAAUAUUUUACCCAAGGAUGUUGGCACACGCUGUAUCGAGUUCCAGCUGCUGACUGGUGGAUUGAUCAACCCUGACACCCACGACCGAGUCUCACUCGAGGAAGUCAUUCAGAGAGGCCUUGUUGACAAAGCCACGGCCUCAGCUAUCAAAGAUGAAAAAUCCCACACCAAAUGCCUCACUUGUCCAAAGACCAAGAGACGAAUCACAUUCAAAGAAGCGCUUGAAAGAAGCGUUUAUGACUGCCACACUGGUUUAAGAUUACUUGAGGCUAUUAAAGGUCAAGAGUUUGGAUCUUUAUCAACUUUUCUUCCCAGGAAGUUGAAAUAAAAACUUGUGGGCAUUCUCGUUAAAAAAGUAAAUACUGGAAAUAUGAUUUAUUUUGGCUCAAUGUGUAGCUAUAUUAUUUUCUUUGCUUAAAUAAUGUGUACGUAAGCAUGGGAUCAUUGCGCUUGCCUUCAUUUUAUGUUGCCACAGUUUUUUUUUUUUGUUCAUUUACUAAUUAUUAGACCUUUUAAGUUUUUACUUAUAAUGGAUGAAAUAUAGUUUCAGAUGAAUUUAGGAGUUUGCUGUAUUUCAAAUGGGUCCAACUGAAGCAUGAACUAUUUCCUAUCUGAA